Messenger RNA from Aspergillus calidoustus, 783 nucleotides. The record is from the annotation of a GenBank genome assembly. NCBI's taxonomy places the organism in Eukaryota, Fungi, Ascomycota, Eurotiomycetes, Eurotiales, Aspergillaceae.
AUGAUGCAAAACCCAUCGCUCGCCCGGAGGUCGACUGGGAAGCUUAUUCUCCUAGACCUAGACGGCACGCUCUUCGACCAUUACCAUUGUCUAAGGUGCGCCAUCUCCGCCAUCCAAGAUGAAUGGCCUCCGCUUGCCAGCCACAGCCGGGAUGCGCUUAUCGCUGUGUACGACUGUGCCCUGCAGCAAGCCUACGACAAGUACCUCAACAAGGAAAUCACAUACGAAGAAACAGACGCGCUCAAAGUCCAACUAUUCUUCUCCACCCUGGGUCUCCCCGGUCCCAUCCCCGACGAGAUUUCCAGACUCCGCAGCAUCUACAAACCCGCAUACAGGUCCAACCGGCGAGCCACCCCGGGUGCUGUGGAAACCCUAGUCCGCCUCCGAAAUUCCGGGUACAAACUGGCCAUCGUGACGAAUGGCCAAAGUGAAGACCAGACUGCAAAGGCCGAGGCUAUCGGAGUUUGCCAUCUCGUUGACGCGAUAUUCACAUCUGAGCAGGUGGGGGCUCCCAAGCCGGAUGGGCGCAUAUUCGAGAUGGCUCUUGAGGCAUUCGGGGUGACCCCGCAUGAAGCGUAUAUGGUUGGGGACUCAAUAGACUCGGAUAUUCGGGGAGGUAUGGAUGCAGGCCUUAACACGAUUCUGUACGAUCCACCAGCCCAGGACUCAGAGCGAUGUUUAUUCGGCGUGCAGGUCCCCGUCAUGCAACACAUGGGACAGCUCCUUGGGCACUUUGGUCUCCAAGGCGGGUUGACUGUUACUGGGGAGUAUACUAAUAAGUAG